Messenger RNA from Notolabrus celidotus (New Zealand spotty), 5212 nucleotides. It is a transcript of the gene erbb3b, whose product is annotated as erb-b2 receptor tyrosine kinase 3b. Gene Ontology annotation, cellular component: signaling receptor complex; basal plasma membrane. Gene Ontology annotation, biological process: protein phosphorylation; positive regulation of kinase activity; positive regulation of cell population proliferation. Lineage: Eukaryota; Metazoa; Chordata; Actinopteri; Labriformes; Labridae. Gene Ontology annotation, molecular function: neuregulin binding; protein tyrosine kinase activity; neuregulin receptor activity. The transcript has 28 exons. The record is from RefSeq and is a predicted model, not a curated record. Bases 293 to 4678 code for a protein of 1461 amino acids.
CAAUCACGUGUCCCACUCUGGGAGGGAAAGCCCGUCGUCAAAAUAAACUGCCACUUGUUCGACGUUUUCAGUUUAGCUGUUGGCGCACAUUUUCCACUCUUAUUGAUUUGAAUUUCUCCUUCUCCUUGACUCCUGCAUGAUAUUGGAUUUUUCUUUCACGGACAUUGGAAGCCUGAAUAUCUAUUGCAAUACAUGUUUACACCCUGUCCUUAUUACACAUCAUUAGCUGUACAGAAGACCACCUGAACCUGUGUGACAUGUGAAUAUCUCGCUAAAUAGACUCGACUUCAAGAUGAAACUGUGGUGGCGAGUCAUGUUGUGUUUGACGUUAUCAUGGAGGCUACAAGCAGCAGCUUCCCAAACCCAUGAAGUGGUGUGUCCUGGUACGCAGAAUGGACUGAGCUCCACAGGUUCUCAGGAGACCCAGUACAACCUGACUAAGGACCGUUACACUGGCUGUGAGAUCAUCAUGGGAAACCUGGAGAUCACUCAGAUUGAAAGUAACUGGGACUUCUCCUUCCUCAAGACAAUCCGUGAGGUGACUGGCUACGUCCUCAUUGCAAUGAACCACUUCCAGGAGAUUCCUCUUGGGCAACUACGAGUCAUCAGAGGAAACAGCCUCUAUGAAAGACGCUUUGCUCUAUCUGUCUUCUUCAACUACCCAAAGGAUGGCUCCAACGGCUUGCGACAGCUAGGGCUUGCAAAUCUGACAGAGAUUCUGGAGGGAGGAGUGCAGAUUAUCAACAACAAGUACCUGAGUUAUGGCCCCUGGAUUUUCUGGCAAGACAUCUUCGGAGACAACAGUGCUCCUAUUGACAUCAAUUACAAUGGAGAGAGAGGCCCGUGCCACAAAUCUUGUGGAGAUUACUGCUGGGGACCAAAUAAGGACCAGUGUCAGAUCUUGACUAAGAUGGUGUGCGCCCCGCAGUGUAAUGGCCGCUGUUUUGGGACGAGCCCGAGGGAUUGCUGUCACGUAGAGUGUGCAGCAGGAUGUAAAGGCCCUCUGGAUGUGGACUGCUUUGCAUGUCGUCAUUUCAACGACACUGGAGCCUGUGUGCCUCAGUGUCCCCAGACUUUGAUCUACAACAAGCAGACGUUUCAAAUGGAAACCAACCCAAAUGCUAAAUAUCAGUAUGGCUCCAUCUGUGUUUCCCAGUGUCCCACUCAUUUUGUGGUGGAUGGCAGCUCCUGUGUGAGCGUUUGUCCUCCUGACAAGAUGGAGGUGGAGCGAGAAGGCCAGAGGCAGUGUGAGCUCUGCAGUGGACUCUGCCCAAAAGUGUGUGAGGGUACGGGGGCUGAACACAGACAGACUGUGGACUCCAGUAACAUCGACAGCUUCAUCAACUGCACAAAGAUCCAGGGCAGCCUGCACUUCCUGGUCACAGGAAUACUUGGUGAUGACUUUAAGAACAUCCCACCCCUGGAUGCCAAAAAGCUUGAAGUUUUCUGCACUGUGAGAGAAAUUACAGAUAUUCUGAACAUCCAGUCAUGGCCCAAAGAAAUGAACGAUCUGUCUGUUUUUUCAAGUUUGACUACCAUUCAAGGAAGGUCACUUUACAAGCGUUUUUCUCUGAUGGUGAUGCGCAUCCCCACACUUACCUCACUGGGUCUGCGCUCUCUGCGAGAGAUCAGUGAUGGCAGUGUGUACAUCAGUCAGAAUGCCAACCUCUGUUACCAGCACACUGUCAAUUGGCCGCAGCUGUUCAGAGGCCGCAGAGUUCGAGAAAACAACCUCAACAACAACAGGCCACUGGAGGAGUGUGUCGCAGAAGGGCAUGUAUGUGACCCGCUGUGUUCAAACUCAGGCUGCUGGGGCCCGGGGCCUGACCAAUGUGUCUCCUGCAGGAACUACAGCCGAGAAGGCACAUGUGUGGGCAGCUGUAACUUUUUCACCGGAGCACCAAAGGAAUUCGCCCGAUCUGAUGGCGAAUGUGUGGCCUGUCAUCCCGAGUGUAAGCCUCAGAGAGGGAAGGCUAGCUGUGCUGGACCGGGCGCAGACCACUGUGAAUCCUGUGCCAACCUUCGAGACGGUCCUUACUGUAUGUCCUCUUGUCCCACUGGAGUGAAUGAUGGUCAGAGGGGGCUGAUCUUCAAAUACCCGAACAGGGAGGGGCACUGUGAACCGUGUCACCACAACUGCACACAGGGAUGCUCAGGUCCAGGACUGAAAGAUUGUUUAGAGGCGGCAAGACUGGCAGUUAGCAGUGGUCAGAUCACAGGCAUAGCUCUAGGUGUCCCUGCAGGUUUGAUUUUCUGUCUGGUGUUGUUCUUCUUGGGCCUGCUGUACCACCGAGGCCUGGCCAUCCGCCGCAAGAGAGCCAUGAGGAGGUACCUGGAGAGUGGAGAGAGCUUUGAGCCACUGGGUCCAGGAGAGAAAGGCACCAAGGUUCACGCUCGCAUCCUCAGGCCGUCAGAGCUGAAAAAAAUCAAAGCCCUUGGCUCAGGAGUUUUUGGCACUGUGAACAAGGGUUUCUGGACUCCAGAGGGGGAGACUGUGAAGAUCCCUGUGGCCAUAAAGACCAUCCAGGACAGCUCAGGCAGACAGACCUUCAAUGAAAUCACUGAUCAUAUGCUGGCCAUGGGCAGCCUGGACCACCCCUACAUUGUGAGGCUGCUAGGCAUUUGUCCAGGUCCCACUCUGCAACUAGUGACCCAGCUCAGCUCACAUGGCUCCUUAUUGGAGCACAUCAGGCAGAACAAGACCAGCCUGGACCCCCAGCGCCUCCUCAACUGGUGUGUGCAGAUCGCAAAAGGUAUGUACUACCUGGAAGAGCACUGCAUGGUGCACAGAAACCUUGCUGCUCGCAACAUCCUUCUGAAGAACGACUACCAGGUCCAGAUUUCUGACUAUGGUGUGGCAGACCUCCUCUAUCCCGACGACAAGAAAUAUGUCUACACUGACACCAAGACUCCAAUAAAAUGGAUGGCCCUUGAAAGCAUCUUGUUUAGAAGAUACACUCAUCAGAGUGACGUUUGGAGUUAUGGGGUGACAGUGUGGGAGAUGAUGUCAUUCGGGGCAGAGCCGUAUGCAUCUGUACAGCCACAGGAAGUGCCAAGUCUGCUGGAGAAGGGUGAACGACUGUCACAGCCUCACAUCUGCACCAUAGAUGUCUACAUGGUCAUGGUUAAAUGCUGGAUGAUUGAUGAAAACAUAAGGCCGACAUUUAAAGAGUUGGCAAGUGAUUUUACUCGCAUGGCAAGAGACCCACCCAGAUAUCUAGUCAUCAAGUCAGAAGGAGAAGAAAUGGCCUCAGGAGAGAUCCAUCGAAGAGAAUCAGAGCGUGGGCUUUUGGAGGCAGCUUUUGAAGACCAGGACGUGGAAGGACUGGAGGAUGGUUUGGCAACUCCUCCUCUCCAACACUCUCCAUCUUGGAGUCUGUCUCGCUCCCGGAUUAAUUCUUACAGGAGUGGCACAUCUCAGGCUGGACCAAUUGGAUAUCUGCCAAUGACCCCAAGCCCUGUCGACAGCAUCCGCCAGCUGUGGCUGCAAAGGUCUCGACUGAGUUCGGUGCGGACACUACCUGACAGGUCAGAGGUCAGGGGAAGCGGCAGGGAAGCAGAGCUGCGCGAGGAAAGCUUACGGAGUGGUGGGAGUCUUCACAGAGCCAGGUUUGGCUCUGAGAGGGGAAAUCCUCGAGUAUCUAUUAACCGCCACAGGAAACUUUCAACUGCAUCUAGUCCAUGCUCAUAUAAGGUCUGGAUGGCGGAGGAAGAGGAGGAGGUGGAUCACUAUGGCUACAUCCUUGCUGGGUCACCUGUAACUCCAGAGAGAGUUUGCAGAGCAUCUAAAUCUGGGCGACGAAACCCAAAACUCAAGAGUAAUCUGUCUCUCGUGGUGAUGAAUCCCUCUCAGGAGUAUGAAAUCAUGUGCAAAAUGUCUUGCUCCACUAGUGGUGUCUUAACACAACCCAAAGGCCCUGGUCGAUCUGUGGCACCUAGUCCUAAAUCCUCACCUUUACCCUCUCCAACUGUCAUGUAUCCAUCACCUGCAGAGGACACAGCACAUGUGGAAACUCUGGCUUCAGUCUCACCUUUGACGAAUAAACAAGAAGAGGAGGAUAGUGAGGGAAGUGUUGCAGAUCAAAGAGACUCCACAGAGGAAAAUCAGCCCUCUGAAGACUCUGAUAGUGGGUUCAGAGCUGUGUGUGACCAAGGAGAUGAAGCCCAAGGAAUAGGCAGGUAUGAAUACAUGGAUAUCAGGCGAUGCAAUUCUACAGAGGGAGAGGCUCAAGCAUGGGAGAAAAGUGGGAGUCAAACAUCUGAAGCAGGGACGGAGGAAACAGACCAAACAAAAGAGGUGUUGAAAAAAGAGCACAAGGAGGAAGAGGAAGCGCUGUACCACAACACAAAUAAACAACCUCUUCAGGGGGAUCUGAGUGGUACAGUCAUGCCCAAGCCAGAUGUGCUCACAGCUGGGGGAGAAGAGGUGGAGGAGUAUGAGGAGAUGAUGACCAGACUUGGAGUGGUGCCCAGUGGGUGGGAGCAAGCAGACUACCAGAACAUCCCAGUGAAGGGGAGGACUGUUACCGAGGAGGCAGGCAGCAGCAGGUGUGCUGGGAUUGGGGGAUACAUCAAGGUGUGUGCUGGAAUGGGGGAACCUGGCAGCAACUCAUCUUUUGACAACCCGGACUACUGGCACAGCAGACUGUUCAUCAAGCCAGAUGCUGUACGCACCUAAUAAUGUGGCCUGGGACAGAGACUACUUAUGUUCCAAUCAAUUAUUUUGGUGAUUCUGUAAUGAUUUUCAGCUUUUAUUUUCAGUUCCAGUGUCUAGUAAACUUCAGAAAUAAAGGUUAUUGAAGAAAAGUCAUCCUAUAGUUUUAUGCAGUAAAUACAUGCAAAUUGGUAUGGAAGAAACAAUAAACUUAAUUUUGUUGCAGGCAAAACAAGUAUUGUUUGGCUGUGAAAUUAUAUGGUAAGUAGUUCCUUCAGUUAAAACAGAUAUAUAAAUAUUACUUAUGCAACUAUUUUUAUGACAAUACUGUUUACUGUAUAGCCCACUUGUGCAUUUUCUAGUAUUCAGCUCAGGUGACCAUGCCCCACUUUUGUAGGCUUACCAUGAAAUGUUACACAAAUGAAUACAUAAAAAUAUUUUGCAAAUGUCUUUGUGUCAUUUAUUUGUGGAGAGCUGUCCCCAAAGAAAAUAUGACAAUGUGCCUUUCAAAUCAAAUAAUAAAAUACCGGUCGAAUUAAAAAAUAUUCUCUCAAUCGU